Cylicostephanus goldi is the source of this 852-nucleotide messenger RNA. The record is from the annotation of a GenBank genome assembly. Lineage: Eukaryota; Metazoa; Nematoda; Chromadorea; Rhabditida; Strongylidae.
AUGGCUACGUUCUCUUUCUAUAUUGUCGAAACCCCUAUGCGGCGCAGCAAAAUGGCAAGACAGAUGCCUAAUCCUGCAAUCAUCGCCGUGGGAUUUUGCGUUAUUGCCAUCAGUUGGUGGGGUGCUUCGGCAAUGAAUGCGCGUGCUGGAAAAAUUUCCUUGAGCCAAGUUAGCGCCGAUGCCGAUUUAUGGUAUCCGGAUCGCGGCCCCGCGACGCCAGAUUCCCCUGGUUGUCGUGCCGAUCCGCAAACCAUCAUUCAAGAUGGCGUCGAGAGCGAACGCGAUAUCGAUAAUCUGCAAUGUCGCGAACAGGCUGAAAACUCGCUACACGCAAUACAUCAACGAAUCCAGCCCGGCGACGUGCUUUUCCUCGCCUCAUUGCGCCUGCCUCGCUUUAGCGACCAGUGGGCCUACUUUGCGCAGUCAGCCUCAAGCCAAAUCCCAGCACAGGGUUAUCAGUUUAAUCAACCUGGCGUUCCUGAUUUUCUCGAAAGUUUCUCCGGAUUAUCCCAUGCCGAAGACUGGGGCCGCUGGAGCGAUGGUAACUCGGCACCAGCAGUGGUCCUCUCCUUUAUCCAGCCUUUACCUAAAGGGUUUACGCUGCAGAUAAUCAGUAAAGGCUACGGCCCUAAUAUUGGUCAUCAGGCGCGGGUAAUUGUUGAUAAUGAAGAGCAACGUCUCAAUCUCGGAGAGCAGGCGACGGAAGAUGCAUUGCAUUUCGCUAACCAUGCGGGUGCAAAACGCAUCGAGAUUAUCCCGCCUUCCCCUCAAAGCCCUAAAGACGCCGGUGAGUCCACCGAUGGCAGAAAACUUGGUAUUGGCUUGCUGAGUAUUAAAAUUAUUGCCGAUUAA